Messenger RNA from Pogoniulus pusillus (Red-fronted tinkerbird), 4945 nucleotides. RefSeq names its product golgi glycoprotein 1 (gene GLG1). The coding region runs from base 1 to 3405 and encodes 1134 amino acids. The record is from RefSeq and is a predicted model, not a curated record. Gene Ontology annotation, molecular function: fibroblast growth factor binding. The transcript has 26 exons. Lineage: Eukaryota; Metazoa; Chordata; Aves; Piciformes; Lybiidae. Gene Ontology annotation, cellular component: Golgi membrane.
AUGGCGCCGUGCGGACGUGUCCGGAGCCGCUGCCCGGGCCCGGCGCUGCUGCUGCUGCUGCUGGCGGCUCGCUCGGCGGCGGGCGGCUCUCCUGUCGUGGGCCCCGCCGCGCCCGUGCCGGGGCAGGCGGCGGCGCUGGGUGCGGCGGCGCCGCGGGCUCCCCGCGUCGGCGGCGGCGGCUCGGGCGGCGGGUGGAAGCUGUCGGAGGAGGCGGUGUGCCGGGAGGACGUGGUGCGGCUCUGCUCCAAGCACAGCUGGGCCAACAACCUCGCCGUGCUCGAGUGCCUGCAGGACGUCCGCGAGCCAGACAAUGAAAUCUCUUCAGACUGCAACCAUCUCUUGUGGAACUACAAACUGAACCUGACAACAGAUCCUAAGUUUGAAUCCGUGGCCAGAGAAGUCUGCAAGUCCACUAUUGCAGAGAUCAAAGAAUGUGCAGAUGAACCAGUGGGGAAAGGUUUCUUGGUGUCCUGUUUGGUGGAUCACAGAGGGAACAUCACAGAGUACCAGUGCCAUCAGUACAUCACUAAAAUGACAGCCAUCAUCUUCAGCGACUACCGCUUGAUCUGCGGCUUCAUGGAUGACUGCAAGGCUGACAUCAACCUCCUCAAAUGUGGCAGCAUUCGACCUGGAGAAAAGGAUGCCCACUCGCAAGGAGAGGUGGUGGCAUGCCUGGAAAAAGGCCUGGUGAAAGAAGCAGAGGAGACAGAUCCUCGAAUUCAGGUGUCUGACCAGUGUAAGAAAGCAAUUCUUCGUGUGGCUGAGCUCUCUUCAGACGACUUCCACCUGGACAGGCAUCUCUACUUCGCCUGCCGGGACGACAGAGAGCGCUUCUGUGAAAACACUCAAGCUGGGGAAGGAAGAGUCUACAAGUGCCUCUUUAAUCACAAGUUUGAAGAAUCAAUGAGUGAAAAGUGCCGAGAUGCUCUGACAACCCGCCAGAAGCUGAUUGCCCAGGACUACAAAGUCAGCUACUCGCUGGCCAAGUCGUGCAAGAGCGACCUGAAGAAGUACCGCUGCAACGUGGAGAACCUGCCCCGCUCCCGCGAAGCCAGGCUCUCCUACCUCCUCAUGUGCCUCGAGUCUGCUGUGCACAGGGGUCGGCAGGUGAGCAGCGAGUGCCAAGGGGAGAUGCUGGACUACCGCCGCAUGCUGAUGGAGGACUUCUCCCUGAGCCCCGAGAUCAUCCUGAGCUGCCGCGGCGAGAUCGAGCACCACUGCUCCGGGCUGCACCGCAAGGGCCGCACCCUGCACUGCCUGAUGAAGGUGGUGCGGGGCGAGAAGGGCAACGUGGGCCUCAACUGUCAGCAGGCACUUCAAACCCUGAUCCAGGAGACAGACCCCGGUGCCGAUUACCGCAUCGACAGGGCGCUGAACGAGGCCUGCGAGUCGGUGAUCCAGACUGCCUGCAAGCACAUCCGCUCAGGGGACCCCAUGAUUCUGUCCUGCCUGAUGGAGCAUUUGUACACUGAGAAGAUGGUAGAGGACUGUGAGCACAGACUCCUGGAGCUCCAGUAUUUUAUAUCUCGGGAUUGGAAGCUGGACACUGUCCUGUACCGUAAGUGUCAGGGAGAUGCCUCCCGUCUCUGCCACACCCACGGCUGGAAUGAGACCAGCGAGCUGAUGCCCCCAGGGGCUGUUUUCUCCUGCUUAUACAGGCAUGCCUACCGAACAGAAGAGCAAGGAAGGAGGCUAUCUCGAGAGUGCAGAGCAGAGGUCCAGAGGAUCCUCCACCAGCGUGCCAUGGAUGUGAAGCUGGACCCAGCCCUUCAGGACAAGUGCAUGAUUGAUUUAGGGAAGUGGUGCAGUGAGAAAACAGAGACAGGACAGGAGCUGGAAUGCCUUCAGGACCAUCUUGAUGACCUGGUGUCUGAUUGCAGAGACAUAGUGGGAAACCUCACUGAGCUGGAGUCUGAGGACAUUCAGAUCGAAGCCUUGCUGAUGAGAGCCUGUGAGCCAAUUAUCCAGACCUUCUGUCAUGAGGUUGCAGAUAACCAGAUUGAUUCUGGGGACCUGAUGGAGUGUCUAAUACAGAACAAACACCAGAAGGAGAUGAAUGAGAAAUGUGCCAUUGGAGUUACUCAUUUCCAGCUGGUGCAGAUGAAAGACUUUCGCUUCUCCUACAAGUUUAAAAUGGCCUGCAAGGAGGAUGUGCUGAAACUCUGCCCCAACAUCAAAAAGAAGGUGGAUGUGGUGAUCUGCCUGAGCACGACGGUGCGCAACGACACCCUGCAGGACGCCAAGGAGCACAGGGUCUCGCUCAAGUGCCGCAAGCAGCUGCGCGUCGAGGAGCUGGAGAUGACUGAAGAUAUCAGGCUUGAACCAGAGCUGUAUGAGGCCUGUAAAAGUGACAUCAAGAACUACUGCCAAAAUGUGCCCUAUGGCAAUGCUCAGAUCAUUGAGUGCCUGAAGGAAAUCAAGAAGCAGCUGAGCACUCGCUGCCACCAGAAGGUGUUUAAACUGCAGGAGACAGAGAUGAUGGAUCCAGAACUGGACUACACACUCAUGAGAGUCUGCAAGCAGAUGAUCAAGAGGUUCUGUCCAGAAGCAGACUCCAAAAACAUGCUUCAGUGUCUGAAACAAAACAAGAACAGCGAAGUGAUGGAUCCCAAAUGCAAGCAGAUGAUCACCAAGCGCCAGAUCACGCAGAACACAGACUACCGCUUAAACCCAGUGCUCAGGAAGGCCUGCAAAGCAGACAUCCCAAAGUUCUGCCAGAACAUCCUCAACAGAGCCAAGGACGACACAGAAUUAGAAGGCCAAGUCAUCUCCUGCCUGAAGCUGAAAUAUGCAGACCAGCGUCUCUCCUCAGACUGCGAGGACCAAAUCAGAGUCAUCAUCCAGGAGUCAGCUCUUGAUUAUCGGCUGGACCCCCAGCUUCAGAUGCACUGCUCAGAAGAGAUUUCCAACUUGUGUGCAGAAGAAGCAGCAGCUCAGGAGCAGACUGGGCAGGUAGAAGAAUGCCUGAAAGUCAACCUGCUGAAAAUCAAAACUGAAAUGUGCAAAAAGGAAGUGCUCAACAUGCUGAAGGAAAGCAAAGCAGAUAUAUUUGUUGACCCAGUGCUGCACACAGCCUGUGCCCUAGACAUCAAACACCACUGUGCUGCCAUCCCACCGGGCAGAGGACGCCAAAUGUCCUGCUUGAUGGAGGCCCUGGAAGAUAAGCGAGUGAGGCUGCAGCCCGAGUGCAAGAAGCGCCUGAACGACCGCAUCGAGAUGUGGAGCUACGCUGCCAAGGUUGCUCCAGCAGAAGGCUUUUCUGACCUUGCCAUGCAAGUUAUGACCUCUCCAUCCAAGAACUACAUACUGUCUGUGAUCACAGUUGGCAUCUGUGUACUCUUCCUCAUCGGCCUGAUGUGUGGACGCAUCACCAAGAGGGUGACAAGAGAGCUUAAGGACAGGUAGAGCCUGGAUUUGCCUGCUGAAGAAAUGCCUGCCCAAUGCCCAGUUUUGUACAGCCUUCCUCUGUAUAGUCUACCCCCUCCCUAUCCCCCCCCCAACCUCUUGUGAGAGGAGAAUUCAAAACAAAAACAGACACACACACCCCCCCCCAAAAAAAAUAACCAAACAAACAACACCCAAGGGGAGAAAAAAAAAGGAAGAAAAAAAAGGAAGAGGGAAAAUAAAAAGGAAGGAAAAAAAAAAGGAAGAGAAAAAGAAAAGGAAGGAAAAAUAAGGAAGGGGGAAAAAAAGGAAGGAAAAUAAGAAAGAAAAAAAAAAAAGAGAUGAAAAAGGAAGGAAAAAUAAGGAAGGAGAAAAAAAAGGAAGAGAAAAAAGGAAGGAAAAAUAAGGAGGAAAAAAAAGGAAGAGAAAAAAAGGAAGGAAAAAUAAGGAAGAAAAAAAAGAAGAGAAAAAAAGGAAGGAAAAAUAAAGAAGAAAAAAAGAAGAGAAAAAAAGGAAGGAAAAAUAAGGAAGAAAAAAAAGGAAGAGAAAAAAAGGAAGGAAAAAUAAGGAAACAAAGGAAGAGAAAAAAAUGGAAGGAAAUAAAAGGAAGAAAAUGAAAAAGGAAGAAAAUAAAAAAGGAAGAGAAAAUAAAGGAAGGAAAAAUAAGGAAGGAAAAAAAAAGGAAGAGAAAAAAUUGGAAGAAGAAAAUGAAAAAGGAAGAAAAUAAAAAAGGAAGAGAAAAUAAAGGAAGGAAAAAUAAGGAAGAAAAAAAAAGGAAGAGAAAAAAUUGGAAGAAAAAAAGGAAGAAAAUAAAAAAGGAAGAAAAUAAAAAGGAAGGGAAAAAAGGAACUAAAAAAAAAGGUAGGGGGAAAAAAAAAGGAAGAAAAACAAAGAAAGAAGAAGAAUAAAAACCAAACUCCCCCCCCAAAAUAAUUAGAACAGCAGCAGGUGUUGGCUCAGUUUUCCCACUCUGGACCUCAUCCACAGCAUCUCUUCAUCCUCUGAACGGUUGUGUGCACCACUGGCAGCCCAGCCAGCAGCUUUUGUUAGCCCUUUGUUAGCAGACUCUUGUUUACCUGCCUGUAGCCAAGUCUGGCUGUACUGUUGGAGCUGCCUUCACUCUCCAGAGCAGACUUGACAGGAGGAGGACCUGCAGCUGUGGAGCAGUUCUUAAGGACUCUUUGGUUUGGUUUCUUUUUUGGUUCCCCCACCCCCUCCCUCUCUACGCACCCACCUGGAUGAUGUAGGUUAAAUGGUUUGCCCCCUCCUGAGAUCUAGGUGUCCUCUCUGGCUGCCUGAGAGGCAAUGAAAGGGUAAAUUGCAUCUUCACCACCACAGCUGGCCUUGGGUUUUGGCCAUCUUGCUCAUCUCCUGCAAGGCAUCUUCAAGAGCAUCUUUGGGCUUGGCACAACCCGAGGACGCCAACCGCUGGUGGCAUCGCCCUUCUGCUUUGCUGACUGGAUCCUUCUUUGCUCUUUGGAUUCAAAAGAUGUCCUCCUUUUCUUCUUCUUCUUCUUCUUCUGCCACAUGCAAGACAGAAUAAAGUGCUGGGCCAGGAUCA